This is a messenger RNA of Dissoconium aciculare CBS 342.82, 2769 nucleotides long. Its product is annotated as homoaconitase. Bases 86 to 2596 code for a protein of 836 amino acids. Gene Ontology annotation, biological process: L-lysine biosynthetic process. The transcript has 2 exons. Lineage: Eukaryota; Fungi; Ascomycota; Dothideomycetes; Mycosphaerellales; Dissoconiaceae. Gene Ontology annotation, molecular function: homoaconitate hydratase activity; 4 iron, 4 sulfur cluster binding. The record is from RefSeq and is a predicted model, not a curated record.
UGUCUUUUGAAGCAUCAUCCUCCAAAUUCGAGUCGCGUGCCAUUUGAUGCGCAUGAAAUAGAUUCUGAUUAUUGAAAACGCAAACAUGUUCACCAUAAGGGCUGCUCCCAGUCGGGCAUUGCAAAGGCUUGCUAGGAAUACAACACUGAGAAGUACAAUUGCAUUACGAGUCUCGCACCCGGUCCGCUCACAGCUUGACCGACCGCGCCAUUUUUCUACUUCAUCGCCGCGAUGCUUGGCUGAGCUCACCGAUGCAUUCUCCACGCAAAUCGAAAACACCCCUACGGAGAUCCUGAAGAAGUCUGCGCCAGCAGCGUCAUCACCGCAGACGCUCACAGAGAAGAUUGUCCAGCGCUACUCUCAAGGAUUGCCAGAUGGCAAGUUCGUCAAGUCUGGAGAUUACGUUACGCUCGCUCCGCAGCAAUGUAUGACGCACGACAAUUCGUGGCCUGUCGCUACCAAAUUCAUGAGCAUCGGCGCCAGCAAAAUCCACAACCCAAAGCAGAUUGUCAUGACUCUGGAUCACGAUGUCCAGAAUAAGACGGAGAAGAACUUGAAGAAAUACCAACAGAUUGAGGAGUUUGCGAAGCAGCAAGGAGUGGACUUUUACCCAGCAGGGCGAGGCAUUGGACAUCAGAUCAUGGUUGAAGAAGGCUAUGCGUGGCCCGGAACAAUGGCGGUAGCCAGUGACAGUCACUCCAACAUGUAUGGCGGUGUUGCCUGUCUCGGAACUCCUGUUGUGCGCACUGAUGCUGCAAGCAUCUGGGCCACAGGCCGUACAUGGUGGCAGAUUCCUCCGAUUGCCAAAGUUACCUUCCAGGGCACGCUCCCUCAGGGUGUGACCGGUAAGGACGUGAUUGUAGCCCUCUGUGGUUUGUUCAACAACGACGAGGUGCUCAACCACGCCAUUGAGUUUACCGGCUCGACGGAAACCAUGCGCAGCCUGCCUGUAGAUGAUCGCCUGGCAAUCGCGAACAUGACGACCGAGUGGGGUGCUCUUUCGGGAUUGUUCCCGAUCGAUGACGUUCUCAAAGGCUGGCUCCGGUUCAAAGCCACCGAAGCGAGCAUGUACAAGGCGCCAUCUGCCACAUCGAGUUUAACCACCGAACGCUUCAAUCACCAGAGACUUGAUGAGAUGUUCGCGGAUCCGUUGACUGCUGAUAAAGGUGCUUCGUAUGCCAAGGAGCUAUAUCUGGACCUUUCAACUCUGUCGCCCUAUGUCUCAGGUCCGAACUCGGUCAAAGUCGCGACUCCUCUCGCGGAGCUGGAAGCGCAAAACAUCGGAGUCAGCAAGGCCUACCUCGUAUCUUGCACGAACUCUCGAAGGAGUGAUAUCGCAGCUGCUGCGAAGGUUUUUAAAACUGCAGCAGGAGCAGACGGCCAAAUCCCUAAGAUUGCAGAAGGUGUCAAGUUCUAUAUCGCUGCCGCGUCAAUCCCAGAGCAGCAAGCCGCUGAAGAACAGGGCGACUGGCAAGUUCUCCUGGAAGCAGGUGCGCAGCCGCUGCCUGCCGGCUGUGGACCCUGCAUUGGUUUGGGAACAGGACUACUGGAGCCCGGCGAGGUCGGAAUCUCUGCGAGCAACCGUAACUUCAAGGGUCGAAUGGGCAGUACCGCAGCAAAGGCAUACCUCGCAAGCCCUGAGGUUGUGGCAGCAAGCGCCUUGAAGGGUGUGAUUGCGGGUCCAGGCUGGUACCAGAAGCCAGAGGACUGGACUGGCGUCAAGCGCGGUCAAGGUGAUGGCAUCCAAGAGGAAGACCGUAUGAUCAGUAUUGAAGACGCGCUCGACAAGCUCGUCCGCCAAGCAGAAGCUGCAGUCAAGGCUGGCGAAGAGAAGUUAAGCGGGCUCGUCUCAUCCUCAAGCACGUCAAAGGAUGAGGGCAGCGACAGCCUCACAGAGAUUCUCCCUGGCUUCCCCGAAAAGGUUACCGGAGAGAUCGUAUGGUGUAACGCCGACAACGUGAACACGGAUGCUAUCUAUCCUGGCAAAUACACAUAUGACGACGCAUUCAGCGCAGACCCGGCGAAGAUGGCCACGGUCACGAUGGAGAACUAUGAUCCCGAAUUCGCGAAGAUCGCCAAGGCUGGCGACAUUCUGGUCUCCGGAUUCAACUUUGGUUGUGGAUCAUCCCGUGAACAGGCCGCGACAGCGAUCCUUGCCAAGGGCAUUCAAUUGGUCGUCUCGGGCAGCUUUGGUAACAUCUUCAGCCGCAAUUCCAUCAACAACGCUCUGAUGGGCGUUGAGGUACCGAAAUUGAUCGAGCGAUUGCGAUCCGCGUUCGGUGAGCAAGGUGUCCCUGCGGCGAGCCCGGCCGGUACACAGCCCAUCUCAGAACCCAAGCAGAACCGCCAGAGCCUUGACUCUCCACCUCCCGCGCCAGAAGCCAAGCCUGCGGAGGCUCCCCUGACAAUUCGGACAGGCUGGACUUUCACCUGGGAUGUCCGACGAAGUCAGGUUAUCGUUCAAGAGGGCAAGGACGGUCAAUCGUGGACACAGAAGGUUGGAGAGCUUCCACCUAACGUUCAAGAGAUUGUUGCUCGCGGUGGUCUCGAGAAGUGGGUUCAAAAGGAGAUCGCUGCAGGAAGCAGGAUCAACUAGACAGCUGCAGGAUUUCAUGAUACCCAUGUAGCAUAGUGUACAUAUAUGAUGUAGAUGUGGUGGACAAGGCAGUGCGAGAGGUCGUUUUGGUUCAUGUUAUAGGUCGUUUAAAAAGCACGACAUGGCUCGUGUGUUUUAUAAUUUGACAAAUUGUCGCAAAAGUUGAAGUCUAG